AAAGUUGCGCGUAACACCCGCUCUGUUAUAGAGAAAUUCUUUAAAUGGCUGCAUAUACGCAAUUUGGAUACGCUGGCUUUCCGACGGCCUCGCAGCUCUUGCCGCCAAAUGCAGCGCAGGCAUCCGAAGACGCGUCUUCAAUGGUGAUGACAAACGUGCCAGCUUUAAGCCCUACGGGUGGUGGCGGUGUAGACCGUCAGUCGAGCCAGCAGGCAGGAGCAGUAGCUGGAUCGGGAGUAGGCGGCGGUGGCGUCGGCAGUGGUGGAGACAGGGCCGCUGUAGCCGCUUGUGGAGACGCCUCAUCGGGGGCGCUAAGCCCAGACGGACUUUCGCAGAAUUCAAACGCGGCAACAGGGUCAGGAGUGAGUGGUGCUCCCGGUGGCUCCCUGGACAGCAGCGCCGUAGGUACAACGCCUACAACUGGCAGCUCAUGCUGCGAGAAUGGUCGUCCCAUUAUGACCGAUCCCGUCUCGGGUCAGACAGUCUGCUCCUGUCAGUACGACUCAGCACGUCUGGCACUCUCCAGCUAUUCGCGCCUGCCUGCAGCCAGCGUCGGAGUCUAUGGCUCACCAUACCCUUCAACGGAUGAACAGAAUCCUUACCAGAGCAUUGGCGUAGACAGCUCCGCCUUCUACUCACCGCUGAGCAACCCAUACGGAUUGAAGGACACUGCGGCUGGGUCUGAUAUGGGCGCAUGGACCUCGGCGGGCUUGCAACCGACUACGGGCUACUACUCCUACGACCCCAUGUCUGCAUACGGAUAUGGAGCCAGCUAUGACUUGGCGGCGCGCCGUAAGAACGCCACGCGCGAAUCAACGGCAACUCUGAAAGCGUGGUUGAAUGAGCACAAGAAAAAUCCCUAUCCGACUAAGGGUGAGAAAAUUAUGCUGGCCAUCAUCACAAAGAUGACUCUGACUCAGGUGUCCACAUGGUUUGCAAACGCUCGGCGGCGCCUCAAGAAGGAAAACAAGAUGACUUGGGAGCCAAAGAAUCGUACUGAUGACGACGAUGAUGCUCUGGUAUCUGAUGAUGAAAAGGACAAGGAUGAGCUGGAGUCCAGCAAAGGGUCACAGGGUGGGACCAAAGAUGGUGCUAAGGACGAGGAGGAACUCAUUGACGAUGAGCACAAAAGUCUUGGACAAGCUAACAUUCUUCGACCUGGCUUUGGAUACCCUUCAGCGGCUUAUCACGGCAGCAGUAGCAGCGGCCAUCCAGGUGGCUAUCAUCCGUAUCACCAUCCCCCACAUCAUCAGCACCCCGCUUAUUACCAACCGCAGCAGGCCAUGCUGCCGGCUGCAUUCCAUGCCAGCGACGGUGGUCUGUCCAGCAAGCACAGUGAACAAAGCGAUCCAAAAAACCAGCUAGACCGGGACUGUGGUGUACUUAUUCCAGCUUCGAAGCCCAAAAUUUGGAGCUUGGCCGACACAGUUGCCUGCAAGACUCCACCUCCGACAUGCAUGGGCCAAGGCCACCUAAUGCCGAUGCAGCAGCAGCACUCUUCAAUGCAGCAGCUUCAACUGGCUGCACAGCGCCAUCCGCACCCGCAGCCUUUGCAGGAGAGCUUGGCGAUGGCCUCUCAGAUUCCGUUGCAACAGCAGCAGCCACAGCUACAGUCACAGCCGCAGCAACAACAGGGAGAACAACAGCCUUUGCCCAUGGCGAGCCAACUAUUUAACGGUGAGCCUUAUGUAAGAGCACAUACCACAGCGUACGGGGGUUUUCUAGGGGCUACGACUCAGCAGCUUCAUACUACGAGCACGAGCAGUGCUCCUAUUCUGCACAGCAGCAGCAGUCCGAGCAGUUCCAGCGGAACUCAUACACCUUCCAUCCCUAUUACAGCAUGCGGAGUCACAGGGCCGGGGUCGGGGUCGGGAACGGGUCUGCAAGCGACACGGCCGCAGUUUCCAUUAACUCGACAGCCGCAUCCACAACAGCAACAGCAUCUGUCUCACUCAACAGCGAGUCAGCGGGCGAUGGCGAUGGGGAUGGGGAUGGGGAUGGGGUUUCCCGAAGCCCAACCCGAUACUCCACCCCAAACUCCGCCGAACAUGAAGGUCCUGAGCGGGGCUUUGAGUCUGCUGCCUACCGGUUCACAAAUCCAUAUGACCGCUACUUGUCGCAGCAGUAACAACUAUAAUCUGGCCAGCAACUUCCCCAUGAACUUUUCAACUCGAUUUAGUGAAAACGAGUAUCCAUCGCAAAUGAGCAGAGAUGAGUUCAACAGCAGCAGCAGCAGCAUUAGCGGCAGCAGUAGCAGCAGCUCAUUAUCGCCCCAACAGUUGCAGCGCAGUGAGAAUGUGUUCAAGCCAGUGUUCAAGGGGUACGCUAUUUAAAGUUCUCCCAUUGCACAUUUUCUACAAAUAUCAAUUAAUUUUCAAAAUCACAAUGCCAGAAUAGUAAGAUACUGGCAGGCGGACAGGACCUAAAGGUCCGUUUAUUUGCAAAUGGUGAGCUGGGAAAGACUUUGCGUAAAACGUUCACUGUUUGCAUUCUAAUUACCUAUGUUAAAUAUACUUUUAAUUUAGAGAUUAACUUUCAUUUUUGGGCUCGUGCAACAACGUAAUGGAGUGUGUAAUACAUAAUUAAUACAUAGGUAUACCAUAUUGGUAGGUGCGUUGCAGAAUUUAAAACAUUUGAAGUAAGCUAGCUCUUUCUGUAACUUCAUCAUCUGCUUACGUACGAACAUUCAUAAAUAUAUUGUACAUAUAUAGAUAUAUAUAUAUGAGUAUAGGACCCUUACAAUUUAUAAG
Drosophila busckii is the source of this 2750-nucleotide messenger RNA. Its product is annotated as homeobox protein araucan. Gene Ontology annotation, biological process: regulation of transcription by RNA polymerase II; cell development; neuron differentiation. Gene Ontology annotation, cellular component: nucleus. The record is from RefSeq and is a predicted model, not a curated record. NCBI's taxonomy places the organism in Eukaryota, Metazoa, Arthropoda, Insecta, Diptera, Drosophilidae. Gene Ontology annotation, molecular function: DNA-binding transcription factor activity, RNA polymerase II-specific; RNA polymerase II cis-regulatory region sequence-specific DNA binding.